AUGAGAUGUGGUGUACAAGUACAAGCUACAGGCACUCUCUCAUCCUCACUCACUACCUUUCUCCUCUCCUUCCUCUCCCCUUCCUUCUUCCCUCCAUCUCCUCCUCCCCUUUCUUCCCUUCUCUUCCUUCUCCUUUUUCCUGCUCCUUCCUUCCCUUCUCCCCUCCCUCCCUUCUCUCCUUCCCUCCAUUGCUCUCUCCUUCCUCCUUCUCUUCCUUCCUUCCUCCCCUCCCCUUCUCUUCCUUCUCCUUUUUCCUUCUCUUUUUCCUCCCUCCCUCUCCUGCUCCUUCCUUCCCUUCUCCCCUCCCUCCCUCCCUUCUCUCCUUCCUUCCUCCUUACCUCCCUGUUGCUCUUUCCUUCCUCAUUUCUCCUUCUCAUCCAUCCUUCCCCUCCCCCCUCUCCUUUAUUCCGUCUUCUCCUUUCUCCCUUCUCCUCCCCUUCCUUCUCCUCCUUUUCCUUGUGUAGCAGUGGAAAUGUUGGGUUUAAUUGUGGUCAUAAGUCAAGAACUCCUCUGCUGCCACCCCCCCACCGUCCUUUCUUCUCUUCCUUCUUCCUUCCCUUUCCUUCUCUCUUUCCUUCCUUCCUUCCUUCCUCCCUUCCUUUCCUUCUCUCCCUUCCCUUCUCUUUUCCUUUCGUUUCUUUCUCUUCCCUCCCUUCCCUUCUCCUUUCCUUUCCUUCUCUUCCCUUGCUUUCCCUCUUCCUUUCCUUUUCCUUUCCUUCCCUCUUCCUUUCCUUCCCUCUUUUCCUUUCCUUUCCUUCUCUCCCUUCCCUUUUCCUUUCCUUUCCUUCUCUUCCCUUGCCUUCCCUCUUCCUUUCCUUUCCUUUCCUUCCCUCUUCCUUUCCUUUCCUUUCCUUCCUUCCCUCCCCUUUUCCUUUCCUUCCUUCCCUUCCCUCUUCCUUUCCUUUCCUUUCCUUUCCUCCCCUCCUUCUCUCCUCCUUUCCUUUCCUUCCCAUUCCCUUUCUUUCUUUCCUUUCCUUCCCUCUUUUCCUUGCCUUCCCUUGCCUUCCCUCUUCCUUUCCUUUCCUCUCCUCCUCUCCCCUCCCCUCCCCUCCUCCUCUCCUUUCCUUUCCUUUCCUUCCCAUUCCAUUUCUUUCUUUUCCUUCCUUUCCCUUUCCUCUCUUUUAUUUUUUCUUCUCCUCCUCCCUCCCUCCCCUCCUUCUCUUCCUGCCUUCUGCUCUGAAGACCAUCUGCCGCGAGGCCUGUGGGCUUCCUUGGCCAGUUAUUGGACAACAGGAUAACAAACUGCUGGAGGAGACAGGCCAGGGAUCUAAUCCGACCAAGCGGGCACAACUUCUGUUGUUCUUAAAAUUGCUGUUUUUGUGCUAA
This is a messenger RNA of Pantherophis guttatus, 1326 nucleotides long. The record is from RefSeq and is a predicted model, not a curated record. Lineage: Eukaryota; Metazoa; Chordata; Lepidosauria; Squamata; Colubridae.